Molecule: messenger RNA, 5604 nt
Organism: Anopheles aquasalis
Lineage: Eukaryota; Metazoa; Arthropoda; Insecta; Diptera; Culicidae
Product: angiotensin-converting enzyme
Biological process (GO): proteolysis
Cellular component (GO): plasma membrane
Molecular function (GO): peptidyl-dipeptidase activity; metallopeptidase activity
Source: RefSeq, a predicted model, not a curated record
AUGAAGCUCGGUAUCGUUUUAUUGGUGGCUUGUGUUGGGCUGGUGUGUCACGUGAGCGGUGGAAUCGUACCACGGUUCGAGGUUGAAGAGGAGGAAGCUUUCGCUUACUUGGAAACACUCGAAACGGAAAUUCUUGCUCGCCGAAAUGCAGCUAGUGAAGCCAACUGGGCGUACGACUCGAACAUAACGCCGGACAACCUGGAUGUGAAGAACGAGGUGGCCACCGAAAAUGCAGCAUUCUUUAAGAGUGUGGCCGAACAUCUUUCCCAAUACGACUACGAGAGCUUCCAAGAUGAGGAUCUUAAACGGCGCGUGAAGAAACUGAUCGGCUUGGGCUACUCAGCUUUGCCGGAGGAUAAGUUUACCCGUAUGCUAGAUGCCAUCAACAACAUGAAGGAGAAUUAUGCUAAGAUUAAGGUUUGUGAUUAUCACGAUCGCACCAAGUGCGAUUUGGCACUGGAACCGGAGCUGACGGAGAUACUGGCAAACAGCCGCGAUCCGGAGGAGCUGAAAUACUACUGGCAGCAGUGGUACGAUGCGGCCGGAGCACCAACACGAGAGGAUUUCCAAACCUACGUUGAGCUGAACAGAGAGGCCGCUGCACUGAACAAUUACGAAUCCGGCGCCGAGUCGUGGCUCAGUGCGUACGAAGAUGAAACGUUCGAGGAACAAGUGGACGCUGUAAUCGAAGAGCUGAGACCGUUUUACGAGCAGAUUCACGGUUACGUUCGUUAUCGGUUGAGGGAGUUUUACGGUGAGGAUGUUGUUUCCGAACGAGGACCAAUUCCGAUGCAUCUGCUCGGUAACAUGUGGGCGCAGGGAUGGGAACAGAUUGCUGAUAUCACGAGCCCAUUCGGGGACCGUCAGCUAUUGGAUGUGACGGACGAAAUGGUCGCUCAAGGAUACAACCCAAUCCAGAUGUUCGAGAUGGGCGAUGAGUUCUUCCAGUCGCUCAACAUGACGAAGCUGCCACAAACCUUCUGGGAGAAGAGUAUUCUUGAGAAGCCCGACGAUGGACGUGAUUUGAUUUGCCAUGCUAGUGCGUGGGAUUUCUCGAAAAAGGAUGACGUGCGCAUCAAGCAGUGCACUCGGGUGACGAUGGAACAGUUUUUCACGGUUCACCAUGAGCUCGGACACGUGCAGUACUAUCUGCAGUAUCAGAAUCUCCCGAGUGUGCACCGUGGCGGUGCGAACCCGGGAUUCCACGAAGCAGUUGGUGAUGUUCUUUCGCUCUCCGUUUCAACUCCGAAGCAUUUACAGAAAAUUGGUCUUCUAAAGGAUUUCGUACAGGAUGAGGAAUCGAAAUUGAAUCAAUUUUAUCGUUCAGCUUUGACUAAGCUUGCCUUUUUGCCGUUCGCUUACACGAUUGAUAAGUACCGUUGGGGAAUUUUCCGCGGAGACAUCAAACCGGAAGAGAUCGCUCCGGUGUUGUUAGUGGUGUUUGGGCUCGUGAGCAGCGGCUACGGUGCCACGCUACGUGGUUCUUCUGACGAUGAGCAUGAAGCGCUGCAGUAUGUGGAACAGAUUGAGUUGGAAAUUCUGAGCCGUCGCAAUGUUGGCACCGAAGCGGAGUGGGCCUACGAGUCGGACAUCAACGAUGCUAACUUGCUGGUGAAAAACGAGGUGGCGGCCACGAAUGCUGCGUUCUUUAAAGAUGUGGCCGAAACGUUGGCCAAGUACGAUUAUGAGAGCUUCCAGGACGAAGAUCUGAAGCGACGCGUGAAGAAACUGACCAGCCUGGGUUAUGCUGCGCUGCCAGAGGAUAAGUUUGCCCGUAUGCUCGAUGCGAUUAACGCGAUGCAGGACAACUAUGCCAAGGUUAAGGUGUGUGACUAUCACGAUCGUACCAAGUGCGAUUUGGCGCUGGAACCGGAGCUGACGGAGAUACUGGCAAACAGCCGCGAUCCGGAGGAGCUGAAAUACUACUGGCAGCAGUGGUACGAUGCCGCCGGUGCUCCGACGAGAGAUGAUUUCCAAACCUAUGUAGACCUGAAUGGAGAAGCGGCAAGGUUGAACAAUUACCCGACGGGCGCUGAAUACUGGCUGAAGGCGUACGAAGAUGAAACGUUCGAGGAGCAGGUCAAUGCGGUGAUUGAAGAGCUGCGGCCACUGUACGAACAGAUUCAUGCUAACGUGCGUUAUCAGCUGCGAAAGUACUACGGUGAUGAGAUAGUCUCGGAGAAGGGACCCAUUCCGAUGCACCUGCUCGGUAACAUGUGGGCUCAGGAUUGGGCAGGCGUGGCUGCCAUCACCAGUCCCUUCCCCGAUCGUCAACAGCUGGAUGUGACGGACGAGAUGGUGAGACAAGGCUACACACCGAUUCAGAUGUUCGAGAUGGGUGACGAAUUCUUCCAGUCGCUCAACAUGACCAAGCUGCCAGAAUCAUUCUGGGAGAAGAGUAUCCUUGAGAAACCGGAAGACGGAAGGGACCUCGUGUGCCAUGCCAGUGCCUGGGAGUUUUCGAAAACCGAUGACGUGCGCAUCAAGCAGUGCACCCGCGUUACAAUGGAUCAGUUCUUCACUGCUCACCAUGAGCUCGGUCACGUGCAGUAUUUCCUGCAGUAUCAGCACUUACCAAGCGUUUAUCGGGACGGAGCUAAUCCCGGUUUUCAUGAGGCGGUUGGAGAUGUCCUUUCGCUUUCCGUAUCCACUCCGAAGCAUUUGGAAAAGAUUGGCCUGCUGAAGGACUAUGUGCAGGAUGAGGAAUCGAAGCUUAACCAGUUCUACACUGCCGCAUUGACCAAGUUGAUGUUCCUUCCGUUCGCUUAUACGAUUGAUAAAUACCGUUGGGGAAUUUUCCGCGGAGAGAUCAAGCCGGAAGAGUACAACUGCAAGUUCUGGGAGAUGCGCUCGAAGUACUCCGGCAUUGAGCCACCGGUCGUCCGUUCGGAGGCGGAUCUAGAUGCUCCAGCGAAGUACCAUGUGUCGGCUGAUAUAGAGUAUCUGCGAUAUUUCGUAUCGUUCAUCAUUCAGUUCCAGUUCCAUCGGGCUGCAUGUGAGAAGGCAGGAGAGUACGUGAAGGGAGACCCGAUUAAGACGCUAAACGAUUGUGAUAUCUAUCAGAGCGCGGAGGCUGGAAACGCCAUUAAAGCGAUGCUGGAGAUGGGAUCAUCGAAGCCGUGGCCAGAUGCGAUGGAAGUCCUGACUGGAGAGCGUCGCAUGAGUGCUGAUGCGUUGAUCGAGUAUUUCCAGCCGCUGUACGAUUGGCUUGUUGUUGAGAACGAGCGUUUGGGAGCUCAUGUAGGCUGGGAGGAAACUAAAACCAAGGUGAUCGAUUGCACAAUGUUUGCCGUGCUGAUAAGCUGCGCCACGUCUGUGGUGCUUCUGUCCUCACAAUUCGUCCAUUGUGAGCCCGAACCACAGUUGAAUUUACCCCCGUUGCCACCAUCAGGAGUUGACGGAGGUCGUGCGGUACCGUUCGCUAACGGUGGACCAGCGCAGCCACCGUCACCAAGGGGACCACCGAGUGACAAUGGUGUCAGUGGUGCGAACGGUGGGUUCGAUCGUAGCCGAAGCGAACGCUAUGGUCCACCCUAUGACGGUGAUGAUGACGAGGAGGAGGAGCAAGGGGAACGCCCAAACUAUCCGCAGCAACCGCAAGGUCGUGCGAAUAGUGACUACGAUCGGCGCGAUCGUCCUGAUACGCCUUAUUCCUUCAACGAUCGCAACCGAUACGAUGGUAAUCGCGGGUUUGAUCCGGAACAGCGAACCGGACCAGCCCGAUACCCGGGUGAUCGCAGUCCCAAUCCGUAUGUGUCCGAUGUGGACAAUCCGUUGCUGUACCGUGGUGGCCAGGGUGAACGGAAUCCAAAUGGGUACGUGUCGGAUGUAGAGAACCCACUGCUGUACCGUGACCGGACACCGUACACUCCGAACCGGGAGGACGACCGUAAUCGGUACAAUCCGAAUGCACGCCCGUACAAUCCCAAUGAUCCGGGUUUAGGAGGCCGUCAGCAGGAUCCAGGUUUUCGUGAUCCGAACUAUCGCGAUCCGGCCUAUCGUGAUCCAAAUCAGCGAUACCCUGCGAACGAUCCUGCCUUUCGCGAUCCAGCACGGUUCCCCGGUGACCCCGGAGGCUAUCGCGAUCCUUACCGCAAUCCAGAGGAGGAACGUUUUCGGGCGGAAAAUGAGCGUCGCUUCCGGGCGGAGACGGAAAAGCUGAGAUCCUUUCUGGCUGAAAUCGAUCGCAAGAGCUCACUCGAGUGCUCGCUGAAUGUGGCGGCCCAGUGGAACUUCGAAACGAACAUCAACGAUGCGACCCAGGUGGAAGCGCUGGCUGCACAGCAACGGUACAACGAUUUCCAGCGCCUCCUGUGGGACCAGAUGCGACGAAUCGAUCAAACGAAAAUAUUCGACGACAAACUGUACCGACAGGUGCGCUUGAUGUCAAUAAUCGGUCCAAGUGCCCUGCCACCAGAUCAGCUCGAUCGAUACAAUCGCAUAGUGAACGAUAUGCUGGCCAUCUUCAAUGGGGCCUCCAUUUGUGCCUACGAGCAACCGUUCGAGUGUGGUCUACGCUUACAGCCUCAUCUGAAAGAUAUAAUGGCAAAGAGUCGCGAUUGGAAUGAGCUGCAGUACACAUGGCUCGAGUGGCGCCGGAAGUCAGGACGAAAUAUGCGCGAUCUGUUUGAACAGCUAGUAGAUCUAACGAACCACGCCGGACGUGUCAACAAUUUCACGGACGGUUCCGCCUACUGGCAGUUUCCGUACGAAUCGCGCAAUUUCCGCGAAGAGAUGGAACAGGUUUGGCGUGAGAUUUUGCCACUGUACGAAAUGAUUCACGCGUACGUACGGCGUAAGCUGCGUGAGUUCUAUGGACCGGAUAAAAUCAACAAAAAUGCCCCUCUGCCAGACCACAUUCUCGGUGAUAUGUAUGGGCAGAGCUGGCAAAACAUACUGGACAUUGUGAUACCGUACCCGGGUCGUAGCUUUCUCGAGGUGACGCCCGAGAUGCAGAAGCAGGGCUACAAUCCGCUGGUAAUGUUCCAGAUCGCCGAAGAGUUCUUCGUCUCGAUGAACAUGUCCACGAUGCCGCCCGACUUUUGGGCCUCAUCGAUACUAACGCAACCACCGGACCGUCCGAUCCUGUGCCAACCGUCGUCCUGGGACUUUUGCACCGGCAAGGACUACCGCAUCAAGAUGUGUACGCAGGUGACGCACAAAGAUUUCAUCACCGUGCACCACGAGAUGGCGCACAUCCAGUACUUUCUCAACUAUCGCAACAAUCCGAAGGUGUUCCGCGAUGGUGCCAAUCCAGGGUUCCAUGAGGCAAUUGGCGACGCAAUCUCACUGUCGGUGGCAUCUCCGAAGCACCUGCAAAACCUCGGUCUCGUCCAGAAGUCCGUCGAUGAUACGGCGCACGACAUCAACUUCCUGUUUUCGCUCGCCAUGGAGAAGGUGGUGUUUCUACCGUUUGCGCUCGCCCUUGAAGCCUGGCGGUACGAUGUGUUCAGCAAGCGUGUCCGUAAGGAGCAGUACAACUGCCACUGGUGGUUACUCAGGGAAGAGUAUGGCGGCGUUAAACCACCGGUGCUUCGGUCCGAACUUGACUUUGACCCUGGAUCCAAGUAUCAUGUAGCGGCAAAUAUACCGUACAUCAAGUAA